AUAAUUACCACCAACUAAUUUGAUAUCGAUCUAAUCGGUUUUCGUGUACAAUCGCCAGAAAUUGAUUGAUCGUUUUCAGUCGUUAUAACCACCUCAGUCAGCUUUCGGUUUAUAUUAGUUCCCUGCUAGUACUCGUGAAGUGCGGUUGUGACAAUUUUCUAGUCCAAAGUACCAUAUCCAAAAACAAACAAGAUGUCUUUCGAGAAAGCCGCUGCUGACGUUAAGAACCUGAAGGCUCUCCCCGGAGACAAGGACCUGCUCGAGCUGUACGGUCUGUACAAGCAGGGUACCGUCGGUGAUGCCGAUCCCUCCAACAAACCCGGUUUGUUAGACCUUAAGGGCAAAGCGAAAUUCGAAGCGUGGAGCUCCAGGAAGGGAACAUCACAGGCUGAUGCCCAGGCAGCUUACAUCGCUAAAGUGCAGAGCCUUAUUGACACCAUUGGCCUCAACUAAUUAUAAGUACAUAAGCAUAAAUAAUUGUCCGACAAAGCAGCCGUGAAAUAACCUAUGAGCAGUUUGGGACCAUAACAUCUGGUCGUCAAAGACCUAAGCUGCACUUCUCUAUGGUUGUCGGCGAUUAUAAGAAUCUACAUUUUUAUUGAGCGGAAAUGAGAGUGUAUAAAAAUGCAAUUAUCUUUGGUUGUGUGCUAUAUUCGCUAAUAUAAAUUAGUACUCAUAUUUUAUUAGCGAUAUUUAAAUUUCGAAUGACCGAUUAUCUUGUGUCUGGACCAGUUUUAUGCUGGAAUGUAUUGAAAAGAAGUAAAUUUCCGUCUCACUAAAAAUUCUCUGUAUAUUAAUAUUUAUUUCUAAGAAUAUGUCAUCAAUUAUGAAGUUAGCACGAAUUUAUGCUGCAUUUCAUGAACAUAUCUUGGUGCUCUAACAUGCCUUCGUUAUUAUUUUUUUAUACUAUUAUAUAAAAUAAAUCUGU
Molecule: messenger RNA, 928 nt
Organism: Achroia grisella
Lineage: Eukaryota; Metazoa; Arthropoda; Insecta; Lepidoptera; Pyralidae
Product: acyl-CoA-binding protein homolog
Exons: 4
Coding region: 193-453 (86 amino acids)
Biological process (GO): fatty acid metabolic process
Molecular function (GO): fatty-acyl-CoA binding
Source: RefSeq, a predicted model, not a curated record